Messenger RNA from Hemiscyllium ocellatum (epaulette shark), 5290 nucleotides. Its product is annotated as sodium/hydrogen exchanger 3. The record is from RefSeq and is a predicted model, not a curated record. The coding region runs from base 54 to 2564 and encodes 836 amino acids. NCBI's taxonomy places the organism in Eukaryota, Metazoa, Chordata, Chondrichthyes, Orectolobiformes, Hemiscylliidae. Gene Ontology annotation, biological process: proton transmembrane transport; regulation of pH; sodium ion transport. Gene Ontology annotation, molecular function: sodium:proton antiporter activity. Gene Ontology annotation, cellular component: apical plasma membrane; brush border membrane. The transcript is spliced from 17 exons.
GUUUCACUGAAAGCUUGAACACAGUGAGACACACAUUCACACACGCUGAGGCGAUGGGGAGAGCUAGAAGUGUGGUCGGCUGGGUUUUGUUGACAGCCCUCGCUGUGCUAUUGUACUGCCCGGCAGCUCUGAGCUCGCUGGAGGAGGAACACCCGGACAGUGAUACCGAAUACGGAGAGUCUCACGGGGAUGGGGAGUCUCAUGAGGGUAACGAGACUAGCUUUCACAUUGUCACCUUUCAUUGGGAGCAUGUGCAAGCCCCCUAUGUCAUCGCACUGUGGAUUCUCGUGGCCAGCUUGGGUAAAAUAGUUUUCCAUCUGUCUGAGAAAGUCACCUCGGUGGUACCGGAAAGUGCCCUGCUGAUCGUACUGGGCCUCAUCCUGGGAGGAAUUGUCUGGGCCGCCGAUCACACUGCCUCCUUCACUUUAACACCAAAUGUCUUCUUCUUUUACUUGCUGCCACCCAUUGUACUGGAUGCCGGAUAUUUCAUGCCCAACCGGCAUUUCUUUGGGAAUCUUGGAACGAUUUUAAUGUAUGCCGUCAUUGGAACAGUAUGGAAUGCUGCUACCACUGGUCUCUCCCUCUAUGGUAUCUUCAAAACGGGUAUUAUGGGACCCCUACAGGCUGGUCUAUUGGAAUUCCUCCUGUUUGGAAGUUUGAUUGCAGCAGUUGACCCAGUGGCUGUGUUGGCUGUGUUUGAAGAAGUCCAUGUAAACGAAGUGUUGUUCAUCAUUGUGUUUGGAGAAUCUCUACUGAACGAUGCUGUCACUGUGGUGCUGUACAAUGUCUUUAGUUCAUUUGUUGCAAUUGGAGGAGAAAACAUUGAAGGCCUGGAUUAUUUCAAAGGCAUAGUUUCUUUCUUUGUUGUGAGCUUGGGUGGAACUGCUGUUGGUAUCGUCUUUGCAUUCCUGUUGUCCCUGGUUACCAGAUUUACCAAGCACGUGAGAGUGAUCGAACCUGGAUUUGUCUUUGUCAUUUCAUACCUGUCCUACCUCACUGCAGAAAUGCUAUCACUUUCUGCUAUAUUAGCCAUUACGUUUUGUGGCAUCUGCUGUCAGAAAUACGUAAAAGCCAACCUCUGUGAGCAGUCAAUCACCACUGUCAGAUACGCAAUGAAAAUGCUGGCAAGUGGAGCGGAGACCAUUAUCUUCAUGUUUUUGGGAAUCUCUGCUGUGGACACAAGAAUAUGGACAUGGAACACAGCUUUUAUCCUGCUCACCCUAGUCUUCAUCUCUGUCUACAGAGUUAUCGGUGUUGUAAUUCAGACCUGGAUUCUGAACCAUUACCGUGUGGUGCAGCUGGAGAUUAUAGAUCAGGUGGUGAUGUCAUACGGAGGCCUGCGUGGAGCUGUAGCUUUUGCUCUGGUGGUUUUGCUGGAAUCCGAUCAUAUAAAAGAGAGGCGACUGUUUAUCAGUACAACCAUUAUUGUGGUGUAUUUCACUGUCAUCUUUCAGGGUCUGACAAUCAAACCUUUGGUUAAAUGGCUGAAAGUAAAGAGGACCCAGCAGAGGGAACCUUUACUCAAUGAGAAACUUCAUGGAAGAGCUUUUGAUCACAUUCUUUCUGCAAUAGAAGACAUCUCUGGUCAAAUUGGACACAACUAUCUUCGAGACAAGUGGACAAACUUUGAUAGAAAGUACCUGAGCAAAUUAAUGAUGAGGAAAUCGGCACAAGUUAGUCGGGAUAAGAUCCUCAGCGUUUUCCGGGAACUGAACCUGAAAGAUGCCAUCAGCUAUGUGUCUGAGGGAGAACGGAGAGGGUCCUUGGCUUUUAUUCGCUCAAGCAGUGAUGUUAACGUUGAUUUCACUGGACCUCGUCACUCUGUUGUGGACUCAUCUGUCUCUGCAUUGCUGCGAGAGAGUACCAGCGAGGUAUGUCUGGACAUGCAAGCGAUUGAGAAUAGAAUGAAGAGUGGAAAGGAUCGAGAAGAAACAGUCACUCACCACAUGUUGCAUCAGCAUCUGUACAAACCCAGGAAACGGUACAGGCUUAAUUACAGCCGACACAAGCUGGCAGUGCGCAAUGAAGGUGAGCAACAGGAUAAAGAGAUUUUCCAGCGCACGAUGAAAAAGAGACUGGAAAAUUUCAAACCCACCAAGCUCGCAAACAAUUAUACCACGAAGUUUAGGAACAUGAAGAAAGAGCGAGCAGCUAAAAAGAAACACAGUGAUGCAAUGUCAAAUGGCAAGGUCCCGGCACAUUCCGUUUCUUUCCACAUUAAUAAAGACUCUGAUGUAGAGGAUCACUAUGAUCAAUCAGACGGAGGAAUUAGUUUCCUCAUUUCACCUGCCCGCAAUGAAUCGGAUGAACCAAUAACCGGAUUCAAUAACCCGGGCUUUUCUACUGAGGAAGAUGAUUCUACUUUCCAAAUGACUCCACCGUGGGUGUCCAAUGAAGAAACAGUAAUUCCAUCCCAAAGGGCACGUUUACAACUUCCGAGGAGUCCCACCAACUUCCGACGCCUCACACCCUUGCAACUCAGCAGUCGAUCCAUUGACUCAUUUUUACUAGCAGACAUCUCUGAUGAGCAUCCAUUGUCUUUCCUCCCUGAAUCAUCAAUGUAACUCUGAAUCAAUCUCAGGUUGUCCUCCAUUACUGAGCCCUCCCAUUUUGGAUGAGAUGUAACUUUCCAGAAAAGGCAGCCAAGUAAGCAAAGGUGAUCUUUGCUCUGAGAGACUUUCUCGCUUUUAUCCCAUCUUAUCUCCAGACAGCAUAUUAUCCAGAGCUAUUCUUUACUGAAGAAUGUUGAUUCCCAAAUCUAUCUAAGGACAUCAGCCACAUCGAAAGCGAGCUGUAUUGAAAUUAUUUUUAAACCAACUAUUGAUGUUUUCAGCAAAGCUUAAUGAAGACCAUCCACUUUGCUUGGCAGCAAAGAACUGCUGUGAAUGUGAAACAGGCUGAGAUGCUGAAAGAAGAGCUGGAAGGACCAGAGGAUGGAAGAACAGAAACCAUAGGUGAAUAAGGAAACUUUAAUGGGUGCAGCCUUCGCAAUCUUUUCACUAGUGCAAGCUCUCUGCAAAAUCCGCCUCUCUGGAAUUCUGGCUUCUCUCCCAGUCGUUUGUCUCAUGUUCCUAGAACAAGAAGGAACAUUAGCUUUAAGCACAUUUGUGCUGUGCUUCACCAGUAAUCGAAGCUUUUAAUUAGUGAGCUGGAUAUCUUCUGAUUAUGUGAUACAUUGCCAGAAAAUGCGUUUCCUGUACAGGCACUGAAAUGGACAGCUGCAAUCUUUAAGACUUUAGAGGGGAGAAUUGGUGUAGCUCACCAAGCAUUUUAAAUGGGAUAGAAAUAAUAUCAUUAGUUCUCUAUGCAUCUAUAGGAAUCGAUGCAGUAGAGGAGCAAGUCUCAUUCCAAUCAUAAAAAAUGCAGGUUUCCUGUUUCGAUGCUUAUUGGGAAAUUGGCUGAUAUAGAUUUUUCCUUCUCCAAUUAAAUUUUUAGCUAUUUUGUUCAGUAAAUUUUUUUUGUUACAGUUCAGAUUGUCAUACCUUAUUUUUUUUAAUAAAAGAAAUAUGUAUACACAAUAGUCAUUGGUGAUGACGUGUUGUAAAACCACAUGAAGUGUGAAAGUUCACUGACUCAGUAAGCCUACUGGUAGCUGGAGGUUAAAGAUGCUUAAGUGUUUCAGAAGCGCAGAUCAUAUUGUUCAGGCAAAUACUUGUAAACCUGACAUCCUGUGCUGGAGAAUAAGAUUUAAUAUUAAUAUUGCUGGUGUCACAUUAUGUGUAAGAAGCAUGUGACAUUGUUGGAAAAUGCAUGUUCAUGUUAUGAGGCUAUAGCUGCCUUGUUUUUCUGACUUUCACAGACUGCUCAAAGUCCAACAUGUGUCACGUUGGUAGAAUACAGGUUAAGAAGAAAUUGUUUAAUGCAAUCAGGGUUUUGAAUGCUUUGUCUAAACUGGAUGAGCAUUUCAGUAUGCCCGUCGCAAUACAGAAGUGUGUAUUCUCAUGGAUGUGCAAUAGUCAUGUUGAGUUCAGAGAGUACUCCGUGACCUGCCCCAACCCCACUAUUUAUUCCCACACGUUGUUAGCCCAGGUAUACUUUACAAAGUGCUGGUGUUCUGAAAUUUAAACAAGUGAGUUUUUGAUACAUGACGUGGGGCAGAGUAUGGCUUUUCUCCACGAACAUCAAGAGAGCCAUCCAUAUCAAGACUAGCUGCAAUUGGUUAUCUUUCAAAUAUUGUGUUCAAUCUUGCCUUUAUUAACCUAUACUCAGGAAAACUCAAAUCCUAUUCUAGGAUUGAGAAUGAACAUUAUUUAUCACAAUAAGCCUCUGAUUAGUGUGUCAAGUGAUUUAAAUUGAUCAAACUGGGAACAAUUGACGAAAGCUGCCAACAUUAUUUGUGGUCAUAUCAAAGGUCAACUCACCGCUGCUAAUUUAAGCAGCAGGGAGAGAAAGGGACUUGCUGAUUGAAGGUCAAUGAAUGCCAUUGGGCUCCUAAUUUCCAUUUGUCCCCUACUCCAUCCCCAUCACUCUUCCAAAUCGCCAUUCACCUUCAGUAAAUAAUGCAAGCUACGUGGUUGUAGAUUUAAUAUUUUACAAAAAGAUGAAAGCAAUCUUUUCACUUACACAUUAACCUAAGUUUCAUUGCUAGGCCGUGUGAUGAUAACAGCAUCACAAUGCAGCGGAGUGCUGACCUAAGAAAUUCUGCUUCAUAGUUUAUUGAUAUUAAGAUUAGAGUUGUGAAUUAUUCUUUUUCCAAUCUCCUUUGAAAUUACACAAUUGAUCCCUGGCCUCAACCAUACCUACCCUGUAACUUGGCACUAAGAAGUAUGUAGGAGUUCCCUAGGAUGAAUAUUUGUAUGCCAGUAGUUUUGACUAUUUUUUGCAUGUUUUCAUUUCAUCAUUCUCUUUAUUUUUAACAAUAGAUUGUUAUCUGGAUAAAGGAUGCUUUUCUGAACCUCAAUAUUUUCUAAUCCUAUAAAUAACAAAUUUUAACAGGCUGAAUUAUUAGUUGCUGAUUUAUUGGGCAGGUAUGAUUAUUGGCUACAAUGAGGGUUUUUCAGGGUUCACUAAUUUGUUUCUAACCCUGUCAUCUUGUGGCGGCCAAUCAAGUGUUGUAUAUGAUACAAAUUUGACAUUUACCACGUCUCUAGUCUGCUCUUGUGAGCUGUACAUUGUAUCAUCCAGGUCUACUCAAUGUCUUCCACAUGUUUUAUUACUGAUUUGUAAUAUGUAUCAUGUUCAAAGUUUUACUAGAUCAUGUUGGAGUUAAAAAUCUAUUUUAAAAUAAAAUUUUAAAAGGAAAUACUGCUUCUUUUAAACUAAUAAAAUUGCAACUGGUUCCUCAGGGAAA